Molecule: messenger RNA, 1384 nt
Organism: Gossypium raimondii (Peruvian cotton)
Lineage: Eukaryota; Viridiplantae; Streptophyta; Magnoliopsida; Malvales; Malvaceae
Exons: 9
Coding region: 351-1211 (286 amino acids)
Biological process (GO): lipid homeostasis
Cellular component (GO): membrane; endoplasmic reticulum
Source: RefSeq, a predicted model, not a curated record
AUUGAUUUCCUAUUGUCUUUAUUUUUUACGUUUUUUUAUUUCCCAUGUUUGUCAUGUGCCCAUUCGCAUUUUCUCCUUAUUUUUGUCUUAAAAGUUUUCUCCUUUCUGGGUCUGGGGCAUUGCAUUGAUUGGCCUUGGUUUUACUUCAAGAACCCUUCUGGUCCCUGGUUUUAGGUUUCUCUUUCAAUUAUUUUUUUCCUUUUCCCCUUUAAACAUCCAGCUGCAUUUUGUUUCAACCUCACGGUUGCUUCUUCAAAUAUGUAGAACGUGCUUAUGAAUUGAUGAAUGGAGGAGGGACAAAACUAGGAGAAGGUACUCUUUCUACUAAGGUGAUAUUGAGAUUGUAAUAUAUGGCAGCAGUGCCUAAACAGACAACUAUGGCAAUAAAGUCUUACAAAAAUCAGGCUCAGAUGUUGGUUAAGAACUACUUAUUAGCUGAUCCUUUCGCUCCUUAUACUUCCAUCCUCGGUGGCAUUCUUGCUUGCAAAGUGGUCUAUGAUCUGACUGACUUAAUCAGCAGCUUUUACAUCAAGACUUACCCUAGUCUUACUAAAAUUCAACGAGUAGAUUGGAACAAUCGUGGCAUCUCUACAACUCAUGCCAUUUUUGUUUCUGCUUUGUCAUUGUACUUCGUUUUCUGGUCAGACCUCUUUUCUGACCCACAUCUUACGGGUCUUAUGGUCUUCCGGAGCUCACAACUCUCUACUUUUGGAUUAGGGGUUUCUCUUGGAUACUUCUUCUCAGAUCUUGCUAUGACUUUAUGGCAAUAUCCCGCUUUAGGUGGAAUAGAAUAUGUCAUCCAUCACCUCCUUUCUGGAACUGCAGUGGCAUAUUCAAUGUUUACUGGAGAAGCUCAGCUGUAUACAUACAUGGUUCUUAUAUCUGAGGUGACAACCCCAGAGAUCCAUUUGAGAUGGUAUCUUGAUACAGCUGGUAUGAAAAGGUCCACUGCAUAUCUAAUUAAUGGUGUUGUCAUCUUUAUUGGCUGGCUGAUUGCGAGAGUUCUUCUGUUUGGCUACAUGUUCUACCAUGUGUACCUACAUUAUGAUCAGGUGAUCAAGAUGCAUGCCUUUGGUUUCGUCUUGGUUUUUGGUGUGCCGUCUGCAUUAGGCAUCUUGAACUUGAUGUGGUUCGGGAAGAUCAUUAAAGGUCUAGCGAAGACUUUAGCGAAGAGGCGAUCAUGGACAAAGGAAUUAGACAGUGAAAAUUAAUGUUCAGUCGUUCUUCUUUGUGUAUUUUUCCCACUUGUGCAAUGUAUAAAAGAACUUAAGUACCAAGAAAAUUGUCUGAUUUGAAUUUUUGGAGUUGGAGAUGGAAUUGUUGUAAAUGGAUCCCAACUGAAUAUACUGUUUCAUUUAAUCAAAUAUUUUUUUGGAAACUGCAA